AUGAUACUUUGGCCAGGCAGAUCCCGUAGACCAUAUCAACAACAGGGACAAAUCUCUACAGACUGUGCCAGGGAAGUUGACAGUUACCUCAGAUGUGAACACCACACUGAGACACUUGAAGGGCGGGUGACAUCUCCCGGGCCCGGCGAGGCGGAGCGGGGCUGGCCACCUCCGUACCGGGCAGCGGGCGGGGCGCAGCGGGGCCGCCGAGCGGAGCGGGGUUCGCGAUCCCCUCAGCGGGCGGGGCGGUGCCGGGCAGAGGCAGAGGCCGCCCUCCCGCCGGGGCCGUGGCCGCCGCCCGCCUGCCCGCCCGGCCAAUGGGAGCGGCGGUUGUUGGCGGGCCGGGCGGUGGCGGCGUUGCCACAGCAGCGGCGGUCGGAAACCGAGCCCAGCCCGAGACGGCGGUCGGGGCGCGCCAUGGAGGGGCUGGAAGGUGAGGUUACAGUGCAAACUGGAGAUCUGUUGCCAUGUAAGAUUUGUGGAAGAACUUUCUUUCCAGCAGCGCUGAAAAAGCAUGGACCCAUUUGCCAAAAAACUUCUUCCAAGAAAAGGAAGACAUUCGAUUCCAGCCGACAGAGAGCAGAAGGAACUGACAUUCCCACAGUAAAACCUCUUAAGCCACGGCCAGAACCACCAAAAAAACCUUCUAACUGGAGACGAAAGCAUGAGGAAUUUAUAGCAACUAUACGAGCAGCCAAAGGACUUAAUCUCAAAGACGGUGGAAAACUCCCUCCACCACCUCCACCAUCAUAUGACCCUGAUUACAUUCAGUGUCCAUACUGCCAGAGGAGAUUUAAUGAAAAUGCAGCUGACAGGCACAUCAAUUUCUGUAAGGAGCAAGCUGCACGUAUCACUAAUAAGGGAAAAUUGGCAGCUGAUACCAAAGGAAAGCUUCCUACUCGAACUCAGUACAAACCUGCUCCAGUUAAGAAGAUGCCUUCCGUAGGAUCAACACCAUCACCAUCAUCACGCUUACCACAGCCAAGUGGUGUUAGCAAAACUGUUGUAGGUGUCUCUUCAAGUAAAGCACUGUCUUCAUCUGGAUCCAGUGGGAGCAAAAUUCACACAUUAUCACCAGGUCAUAAAAACUCACCGGGAAUGGUGAACCCACAGGCAGGAGGUGCAACAAAAACCCGGACAUCAACCCCUCCUGGUGUGGCAAGAGCCAUGAGCACGGGUGCUUUGACAAAUAGAAGGAAAACUAGCAAUUCAGACAUUCACUUAAGGUCUGAUGGGAAAACUGGGUAUGACAAUGGAGACUGCCCAUCCUCAGUGAAUGGAGGAAGUGCAAAAAGCAGUGAAGGAAUUUCACCUGUACAGUUGUCCAAGUUCUGCCAUGAGUGUGGAACAAAGUAUCCAGUGGAAUGGGCAAAGUUCUGCUGUGAGUGUGGAAUUCGAAGAAUGGUUGUGUGAACACAUUCUUUAAAGCAGAAAGAAAACAAGAAAUUGGAACAUCUGCUAUGUACUGUGCAUGGAAAACUUGAGUACUCCAUCCAGUUAGACUUCAUGCUGCAAAAGUCAAAACAUCACUUUGUAAUUUUCUGAGUGCAAUCUUCUGGUUACACAGUUAUUUAUAAACAAUGAUAUGUACUGUAUAUAAAAUAGCAGCUACCUAAAACUGUGCCAUUCAAGGAAAUACUCUUUACUCUUUGUUGAAAAUAUCUAAAAGGAAGGUAAAAAUGCUUUAAGUAACCUAGGUAGCAGAAGAGGUUCAAUGCUAUUUUUCUUUGUAAAUCCUACUAGGCAAAGGAUUUUUUGAAUCUCUUGUGUAGGGUAAUGCUUACCUAUGGGGAACAAGCCAUGAACAACUUGGGCUUCAAAAGUUUCUCUGUGGAGGCAUUUCUUUCAUCUGUGACAGAAACUUAGAUGCUGUGUUCUAAGUGAAAACAACAUGAGGAACUCCUUAUAAAUUCCUAGAUAAAAGUGUAAAAAGUUUAGAUCUUUAAAUUCUUUAAAAGUAAUAUGCUAAUUGGACUUUCCAGUUGCUUCCUAGGAUUUUUAAAGAAUCAAAGUGUAAAGACUACCUGCGAAUUCUCUUUGCAUCUAAGAAGAAAGGCAAGAUUUU
Messenger RNA from Agelaius phoeniceus (red-winged blackbird), 2065 nucleotides. RefSeq names its product zinc finger C2HC-type containing 1A (gene ZC2HC1A). NCBI's taxonomy places the organism in Eukaryota, Metazoa, Chordata, Aves, Passeriformes, Icteridae. The record is from RefSeq and is a predicted model, not a curated record.